Planococcus citri (citrus mealybug) is the source of this 1143-nucleotide messenger RNA. RefSeq names its product RNA polymerase III subunit RpII33 (gene RpII33). Gene Ontology annotation, molecular function: protein dimerization activity. Gene Ontology annotation, biological process: DNA-templated transcription. The transcript is spliced from 5 exons. The record is from RefSeq and is a predicted model, not a curated record. Bases 211 to 1050 code for a protein of 279 amino acids. Gene Ontology annotation, cellular component: RNA polymerase II, core complex. Lineage: Eukaryota; Metazoa; Arthropoda; Insecta; Hemiptera; Pseudococcidae.
AUUCCACAAACGUAAACAAAAAAAUAAUUUAUCAAACACCGACAAUUUUCUAAAUUUGAUGGAGUUUUUCAAUUUCCGGCCUUCGAUUUUCGAUCAAUAAAACUAAUUAAAGUAACGCACGUAUGAGAAAACAUUCACAAUAGAAGCUGUCUAUGGUAUUUUCUUCGUAAGAAAUACAUUCCUUCGUUAUAACUGUGUUAAAAUAGCAAGAUGCCUUACGCCAAUCAACCAUCCGUUCAUAUCACUGAUUUGACGGCGGAAAGCAUUAAAUUCCAAGUCGAGGAUACAGAUUUAAGCGUAGCUAACAGCUUACGUCGAGUGUUUAUCGCCGAAACACCAACUAUGGCGAUAGAUUGGGUACAGUUGGAAGCAAAUUCUACCGUUCUCAGUGACGAAUUCAUAGCUUCUCGUGUCGGUUUGAUACCACUCACUUCGGACGAAGUAUUAGAUAGUAUGCAGUAUUCCAGAGACUGUACGUGCGUAGAUUUUUGCCCAGAAUGCAGCGUAGAAUUCACAUUAGAUGUAAAAUGUACCGAUGACUCGACUAGACUCGUUACUUCGGCUGAUUUAAAAAGCAGCGAUGGUCGAGUCGUUCCUGUCACUUCUCGUAAUCGUGACGCCGAUGCUACCGAAUACGGUGAAACUGAUGAUAUUCUCAUUGUAAAAUUACGUAAAGGUCAAGAGUUGAAGUUACGAGCUGUAGCCAAGAAAGGUUUUGGUAAAGAGCACGCUAAAUGGAAUCCAACUGCUAGCGUUGGUUUCGAAUACGAUCCUGAUAAUGCUUUUAGACAUACGUUAUUCCCUAAACCAGAAGAAUGGCAGAAAGGCGAAUACUCCGAAUUAGACGAUGAUCAAUUUGAAGCACCUUAUAAUUGGGAAGGAAAACCGAACAAGUUUUUUUACACGGUGGAAAGUUGCGGAGCUUUGAAACCAGAGAAUAUAGUUUUGAACGGUGUUAGACAACUGAAAAAUAAGUUAUCCGAUUUGCAAACCUAUCUGCAGCGAUAUUUACAAAUGAACGUUGAAAAUGAUGCUUUGAAUAUGUUGUAAAUUCCAAUAAUUAUAGAUUACUUUUUUUUUUAUUUUAUAUUCAGUUUUCCAAGUCAGAUUUAAAUAUAUGGGAUACUGCUGGAAUUCUUCAAA